Babesia bigemina is the source of this 1209-nucleotide messenger RNA. RefSeq lists its product as hypothetical. The record is from RefSeq and is a predicted model, not a curated record. Bases 1 to 1209 code for a protein of 402 amino acids. Lineage: Eukaryota; Apicomplexa; Aconoidasida; Piroplasmida; Babesiidae. The transcript has a single exon.
AUGGUGUACGAAUCAUUGAUCGAUGUUCCUCACAACGUCAAGGAGGGCAUCGACUGGUUGGUGGCCCUGAAGGGAGACGAUGGUGACGAACACUUGGCGGCAUUGGGUGAGGCAAUUCACAAGUAUCUCUCAUACAACUUCAAAAACAACCCUGAGCUAGCCAAGAAGUUGCCAUCUCUCGAGCAUGUAAAGCUUAUUUCCAUGGGGUUCAUGUGGAAUAAAGAGCUUAGGGGCCUGUGGCCAGCUAAAGAUGUGCUGGGGAACUUCGUUAAGGCUAUGGAUAAAAAACCCUCUUAUUUCGUCAAUGCCAUGGGUUCGAAUCCGGCAAAAAUCACGAAGAACUUGACUAAAUUCUUUGGUGGUUGUGAGAAGUUCUUGGAUGAGAUAAAACACCCUGCCACGUAUGAAUCUGCUUACAGUUCAAAAGCGACUUGGGAUGCGUCGUGUUCAGAAAUCCCAGAAGCCUGCGCAGCGGUCUUCGUGGGAAUCGCUCCAAUGUUAUAUCUGGGCCUGGAGUCCAUGAGGGAUGCAAGUGCAUCUCAAUCCUCAUGUUGGUGGCCGUUCGGGAAGAAGAAGGCAAAGGUUAACUUUGGUGAAGUAGUGAGAGCCGUGGGGUAUGAUGAUCUAGAUUGUCUCGGUGGAGCCGGUAGUGCAAGUGCUCUCAAGGCUGUUAAGAAUCUGAAUCCGAAUGUAGUGGAUAUCGUCCACGACCUCUGUGGAUUUGAUGCUGUCUAUGAAUCGGAAAAUCCAGAAUCUGUACCAGCAGAAAAAUCAGCUGAACCUGUAGCAGACGGAUCGUCCGUUGAAGGCGAGGGUGAACAGUCUGUUAUCCCUGAAGCUGAACCAACCUUUGAAGGUGAGGGUGAACAGUCCGUGAUCCCUGAGGCCGAACCAUCCGUUGACGGCGAGGGUGAACAGUCCGUGAUCCCCGAAGCCGAGCCAACCUUUGAAGGUGAGGGUGAGCAGUCCGUGAUCCCCGAAGCCGAGCCAUCUGUGGAACCCGCCGGUGAAGAGCCUGUCAUCCCGGAGGCUGAGCCAUCCGUCGAGCCUGUGAAGCCUGAAGUCGAUGACAUUGAGAAACCUGUGAAGGUUGCGAAGGCUGCAAAAGUGGCGAGGUCUGUAAAGGCCGCCAAGAAAGCUGCCAAGAAGGUUUCCAGAAAAGCUCGCCAAAAGAAAGAGAAGAAGCAGCAGGAAUCCGCUGAACACUGA